Brassica rapa (field mustard) is the source of this 1039-nucleotide messenger RNA. Its product is annotated as phosphatidylinositol/phosphatidylcholine transfer protein SFH2. NCBI's taxonomy places the organism in Eukaryota, Viridiplantae, Streptophyta, Magnoliopsida, Brassicales, Brassicaceae. The record is from RefSeq and is a predicted model, not a curated record.
AUACAAAAACUUAAGAAUACAUAUCAUUUCCCUAAUUGCUUAUAUAUUUACAAGUAAAAACCAUUUAUGGCCUCGUUUUCUUUUCAAAUCUGGCAUAUAUGACCAAAUUUAGACUAAUUUAAAAAAAAUAUUUUGACAGAAAUAUCAGUAACUAAAAUGAUUACUCUAAUAUAAGUCGAGCCAAAAAAUUAAUAGCAAAAAAGAAAAAGCUAAUUUAUGCAAUAAUAUUCAAGAGAAGGUAAAACCUUGUCAAUGCUCUCUCUCUCUAGAUGUCUGAGCAUGAGAGAGUUAUGUCGAUCUCUCUCUCUUCUUCUCUCCUUGGUUUGUCUUUUAAUCAGCAGGAAUUUAAUCAUGGCGGAUACAAUAGUUGCUCAUAUUGAUCAACAAAAUAACCUAGAAUUGUUGGACCGGGAUGUGAAUCCGUUGUUGGAGAGGAAAUGGUACGUAUAUGGAGUAGUGAUGGCACUAUUGAUGUGGAUAGUGGGAGUCAUGAGGCUAACCAAGAACAUGCCGAGGAGACUCGCCAAGGCCAAUGUGUACCCAGAUGGAGUGAGGGUUAUGCCGACGCAGGAGUAUAUGGCGAUGGCGAAGAAGAUGGCUGAUCUUGAGGAGAAAUACGAUUCCGUGGAUGCUCAGGCUGUGGUUUAUCGGGAGAAGGAGAAGGUUCUCGACGCUGCACUUGGUUGUGUUGACCAGCUUCAGCUUCAGUUGUCCGAAACCAAGAAGGCGCUGGACGAGACAAUGACGCGGCAACAUGAGAUGAUGGCUUUGAUAGAGAAGAAAAAGAAGAAGAAGAGGAAGUUCUUACUGAAAGGCUGCUUCGGAGGAGUAUCUUCAGCCUCCAGCCUUUAGAAAGCAAAUUACACUUCAGUUUUCUGUAACUCUAUGAAAAAGAGAUACUGGAGAAGAUGUAAUUGUUCUGCUUAGGACUCUCUCUCUCUCUCUUUCUCACUUAUUGGUUGUAUAAUUGUGUUCUCAUUUCUACUCUUAUUGUUUAGUUGUUUUAUUGAUAGAAAACUUAUAAAUGAGCAAUUUGUCA